GAAACAAGUCCAUAGUUUAAUAGUACUCAUAAUAAUAAUAAUAUAAACUGUAAAAUACAUAAAACUUAACGUGAAACCAAGUCCAGGCCGAGCAAAACAAAUUACGUGACAAAGUGCAAAAAAUCUAUAAGAGAAAAGCGAGGAAAAACUGUGAAACGGAACUGGGCUGAGGAAAACAAGCCAAGGAAAAUAGCAGGGCAACAAAUCAGAGCGAAACCUUGAUUGUAACGGCAACGGCAACGCAACAACGAACGCAAAAUACCUUCAAUUGUGGCAAAGUGAGUUUCGGCCAGGCCAGCGAGCGCUCAGAGCCAAGCCGACACAAGUUAUAUAAGUUGCGCAGAAGGGUAUAGAGGAGGAAAGGAGGCUGUCGAGGAUGCCCGCCAGUCGCAGCCGGCACGCUAAAGGGCACGCUUCCAAAAACACCAAAGAGCAAGCAGAGCCAGCAGAGGCAUCAGGAGCAAGAGCAGAAGCAGAAGCAGAAGCCGGAGCAGGAGCAGGAGCAGGUCCUGGAACCGGAGCUAGAACUGAAGCUGGAGCAGCCGUACUCUCAAGGCAACUCAUGUCAAUGUCAAAGUUGAAGUAAAACUACUUGGAGGAGUUGGAAGAGGAGAACAAGGAGAACAAGGAGCAAAGCUAAAGCAUUUUACUGCAGACGACGCUGGAGUCGAUGUCAAAGAAGGUUGUGCUAUAUCUACAUAGUAAAUACAAAACAAAUUUAAAACAUAAGAAACAGAAACGGGAUUCAAGAGCAGCAGGCGUAGGAGGUGCCCCACAAACCCCACAAAGGAUUCCGAGACCCGAAUCGAAGGCCAGAACCAAACCAAACACAAUAUAAGAGCAGACCGACCCCGAGGUGUGGGGUGUGGACAACGCGGGGUCUGUUGAACAGGCAAUUUAUAAGAUUUGAUCCGCCAGGCGGCCAAACUGGCAACUGCCGGCAGACUCGGGGAGCGGACACGGCAACGGAGACGAAGACGGUGACGGAGACGGCGACGGAGUCAGAGUCGGAUUCGGCCCACAAGGAAAGAGCAGAACCGAGCAGGAACCAUGUCUGUGGACUUUAUACUGCCCAAUCGGAACAAGAUACAAACGAUUGCCUACGCGAGUGCCAGCAGGAAGUAUGCCGCGGCGGCAUCCCCUGCCUCGACCGGAUCCGGAAGCAGCAGCAGCGAGCUGCAGAGCUGGCGGCGACCGAAACCGAGGAACGGCAGCAAACUAAGGCUGGAGGACAGGUCCUCAUCCUCGGUGCUGCGCAAUGCCAAUGGGAAUGUACAUGCCAGUGGAAAUGGAAAUGGGAACGGCAGCAAGUCAUCGCUCAAGUCGCUGACCAAACGCUCCUCCAGAUCCCUGCUGAAGCGUGAGGUAAUCGAGCUGGACGACGAGGCUGACCGGGAGGAGGGACCCGCCGGCGAGGAGCAGCUGUGCGAGCACUUGGAAUGGUCCGCCGCCCAAUCCCUAGUGCAGAUGACCUCCUCCAAGCAGGAGAAGCAGCGUCGCCUGGGAGGGGGAUCAUCGGGCGGUGCUAGUGGCACCACAGGAACCGCAGCGGCAGCCACAGUCUCCGCCUCAGUGUCGGUGCGCCGUCCAGUGGCCGCCGGGCGGGCCCCGGCCGAGGACGGAAAGGUGAUCUUCUAUGCACCGCCAGCCAGUGCCUGCGGGGCUGCCCGUCAGCCGGAGCCGAUGUCCGUGAAGCGCCAGCGCGAGCAACAAGUGGCCGCAAAUGCCUCCGCAGCGGCUCCGGCCACAUCGAUCUACCGCGGACGCAGCGCAGAAGAGACGGAGGCCGCCCACGAUCUGUUGUCGCUGUCCCAGAGCCUGCCACCGCUCAUACCGCCCUGCGUGGUGACUAUCAUGAAGCAGGAGCAGGAGCACCUCAAGUCGUCGGCGGAGCACUUGCCGAUUAUGCAGGAGAUCUCGAACGCUUCCAACAAGUCGCAGUCGAACAUCCGGUUCAUCGGCAGCAGUUCGUACGACAUGAUGAACGGCACGCCCGAGGCCUCGAACAACUGCUCGCCACUGACGCCGCCCAACUCCGAUCACAGCUCGGAUGUGGACAUUGACAUGUCUUCCUCGUCCGAAUCCGGCCAGAUGCACUGGGGCAAGCAGCCGCACCAGCCGCCGCAGCAGCAGCGGGCCUCGACCCUGAAGAUGUGCCUAAACAUGAUGGACGGGCGCACCAAGGCCAGCAAGGCAGCGGCUGGCAAGGACCGGGAGCAGCUGCACCAGCGUCCAAAGAGCUCCAGCAGCAACGCCUCAGGGGGCGCAGGAAGCGGUGUCGCAGACGGACGUGCAGCGGCUGUGGCCGGUGCCGCAGCUGCAGCCGGAGCCGGACCCAGUGGCAAUGGGGAGAACUACGCCAAGCGAAAGCGCGGAUGCUACAAGUGCUCCGAGUGUGGCAAGCAGUACGCCACCUCCAGCAACCUGUCGCGCCACAAGCAGACGCACCGCUCCCUGGACUCGCAGUCGGCCAAGAAGUGCAAUACCUGCGGCAAGGCCUACGUGUCCAUGCCGGCCCUGGCCAUGCACCUACUAACGCACAAACUCUCGCACAGCUGCGACAUCUGCGGCAAGCUCUUCUCGCGCCCCUGGCUGCUCCAAGGCCAUCUGCGCUCCCACACCGGCGAGAAGCCCUAUGCCUGUGUCCAUUGCGGCAAGGCCUUCGCGGACCGCUCCAACCUCCGCGCUCACAUGCAGACGCACUCUGGCGACAAGAACUUCAAGUGCCACCGCUGCAACAAGACGUUCGCGCUCAAGUCGUAUCUGAACAAGCACCUGGAGUCGGCCUGCCUCAGGGAUGCGGGAGCCAUAGGGCAGGGCAAGGGCGACGACUACGAUUGCGACUUGGACGACGACGAUGAGAUGAUGGGAAAGCUUGAGCACGAUCAGGACGAGUUCGACGGCGAUGAGAUGGACAGUGAUGAGACUAGUCAGGAUAUUGAGGUGGCUUAGGUGGAUCUCGAUGCGGCGAUGCGAUCGAAGUGUAGAUGGAGAUGGAGAUGGAGAUAGACAGUGAUGAGACUAGUCACAGGAUAUUGUGGUGACCUAGGCAGCCGCCGAAGUCUGCCACAGUACUCCUCGUUUACCUUAAUAUUAGAUACUUUAUACCAGAACCCUAUAAGCAAUAUUCGAGCACCCUUAUCAAAUUAAAAACGAUAAAAACCAAAAAGGAAGAAGUAAUCGAAGGUUAUAAUUCAAAUCGGUCAACUAGCAGCUUACUAGCAGAGUAGUUCGGACGGUAGACGGAAGACGAAGGACGAAGGACGAAAGAUAGAAGAUGGAAGAUAGAAGAAAGAUCUCAACUCAAUAGAAUUUUUUUCAACAGUUAUAUACAUAUACAUAUAUAUCUACUUACUUAUUAUCUGACCUUUUCCGGGCUACUAGUAUAGCGGGACGAGCGAGAAAGAGAACACGGAGGAGUCUUUCCAAGUUGUAACUUUUACUGAAUUGCAAUUGAAACAACCAACAAAACCAAAAGCAACACCGACAAAAGACAAAAGAGAGCAAAACGGAAGAGAGACAAGGGAUGAGAGAUGAGAGAACAAACAAACGGAAACAAAAAGGAAAAAACAAAAGGUUUAAGAAAGAAAUCCAAAACGUAACUUAUAGUAAAAAUCUGACACAACGAAUAUUAUGGAACAUAAGUAGAAAUUCUAUAUAUACACAGAUCAAAUAAGCAUAUAUACAGAAUGGAAGGGAGGAAAGGAGAAAGGGCAAAUUAUAUAUAUAUACAUAUACAUACAUAUGAUCUAUAUGAACUACGAGUAUAAUACAUAGCGAGCAGAACCAAUUUGCAUGUUUUUGGUAAUAUCUACUUUAAGGCAUCGUUUUAGGGCUCUAGAGUUUAUAUACACACCCUUACCGCAUCCAUACAUAACUAGAUGUACGAGUAUUACGAGUAUUAGUCUGUAUUCAAAGAGAACUCUCUCUCCAACCACACCCCCACACGCCAUUCGAGGAGGACAUAUGGACAGAUAGACAGAUAGACAGAUGAACAAAUGAACAAAUGAACAGAUGGACGGCUCACUUCAAGUCUAGAAAACUAAUCAAUUAGUGAACUUAUAGCACUUCCUGUAACUCCCUAUAUCUCUCUCGCUCUUAGGCUCUUUUUAAAUAUUGUACUCAACGAUCAAGAUUAGCGAUUGGAAAUUGGAUAUACUCUCAGCAAGAUGUAGGCGGACGAAGGCUAAGACAAGGCAAAGAAGAACCAUUUUAAAACGGCUAAGGCAACUUUACACUCUAACCCAGUUUAAGAUGGGUAUUACUUCCAUAUUAUGCUCUAACUCGAUAAACAAAAACUACUUCAAUUACUUAGAAAUGAUUAAAAUUAAUGAGAAAACAAUUUAGAAACAUAUCACAAGGACAAUACUUAAACAUAACUAAAAACAAGUACAUUCAAAAUAUAAU
Drosophila persimilis is the source of this 4407-nucleotide messenger RNA. RefSeq names its product zinc finger and BTB domain-containing protein 49. Lineage: Eukaryota; Metazoa; Arthropoda; Insecta; Diptera; Drosophilidae. The record is from RefSeq and is a predicted model, not a curated record. The transcript has 3 exons. Gene Ontology annotation, molecular function: DNA-binding transcription factor activity, RNA polymerase II-specific; RNA polymerase II cis-regulatory region sequence-specific DNA binding. The coding region runs from base 1051 to 2952 and encodes 633 amino acids. Gene Ontology annotation, biological process: regulation of DNA-templated transcription.